Molecule: messenger RNA, 1206 nt
Organism: Chaetomium fimeti
Lineage: Eukaryota; Fungi; Ascomycota; Sordariomycetes; Sordariales; Chaetomiaceae
Product: glycoside hydrolase family 43 protein
Exons: 2
Coding region: 1-1206 (401 amino acids)
Source: RefSeq, a predicted model, not a curated record
AUGUGCGCGUCACCCUUUGCCCUCAAGCUCCGACAAAACCGACGCCGGCUGCUUGUCCGACUGAUCAUCACGAUCUCGCUCCUAAUACCACUCUACCUCCUUCUAACAUUCUUCCUCCCGCGGCCGACCACCCUCACCAAAACGCCCCUCCUCGCUCUCAACUUCCCCGACCCUUGUAUCAUCCAAGACAUGGCCUCCGGAACGUGGUACGCCUUCGCAACCGGCUCCUGGACGCCCAACACCAGCACCGACACCACCGCAAGCGAUACCACAACAACACCACCCACCACCACCUACAAACACAUCCAAGCCGCCUCGGCCGCCCACCCGACCGGUCCCUGGACCUACCUCCCCUCCGCCGACCCGCUCCCCACCCCCGGCCCCUGGACCGCCGGACCCGGCUCCCAAACCUGGUCCCCCUCCCUCACCCAACUCACCACCAACACCACCCCCACCAACCCCACCACCACAACCACAACCCCCACAAACACAAACACAAACACAACCUACAUCCUCUACUACUCCGCCCAACUCCCACCCCCGCACACCCACAUCCACUGCAUCGGCGCCGCCACCUCCCCCACCUCCAUCCUCGGCCCCUACACCCCCCUCCCAGAACCCAUCCUCUGCCCCCUCCCCCUCGGCGGCGCCAUCGACCCGUCCGCCUUCCGCGACCCGGCCGACGGCAGGCGCUACCUGCUGUACAAGGUCGACGGGAACGCGCUGGGCGGUGGGGGGGAGUGCAAUAAUGGGGUGGCGCCGUUUCGGAGGACGCCGAUUGUGUUGCAGGAGGUGGAUGGGGCGGAUGGGGUGGGGUUGGUGGGCGGGGGAGUGGAGGUGUUGGAUCGGGUCGGGGAGGUGGAUGGGGCGUUGGUGGAGGCGCCUGAGUUGGUUUGGGUUUCUGGGGGGGAUGGUGGUGGUGGGGAUAAGGGGGGGAGGUAUGUGUUGUUUUAUAGUAAUCACUGUUGGGAUGGGCCGGGGUAUAGUGUUAAUUAUGCGGUGUCGGAGGAGAAUAUCACGGGGCCGUAUAAGAGGGCGGAAGGGCCGUUGAUUCGGACGGGGGAUGCGUUUAAUGUUACGGCGCCUGGGGGCGCGGUGAGCGUGCCGGGCGGUGGGUGGAUGUUGUUUCAUGGGAAUUGUCCGGAGGGGAGGUGUUUGUUUGGCGCGGAGAUGAAGGUUGUGGGGAGCACGGUUACUGUAUCAUGA